Molecule: messenger RNA, 807 nt
Organism: Metarhizium robertsii ARSEF 23
Lineage: Eukaryota; Fungi; Ascomycota; Sordariomycetes; Hypocreales; Clavicipitaceae
Product: Extracellular membrane protein, CFEM domain protein
Exons: 2
Coding region: 1-807 (268 amino acids)
Source: RefSeq, a predicted model, not a curated record
AUGACGGGUAUCAGGAGGAAAAACUCUCCGCAGAAGUCGGUACUUGGUCUACAGAAGGAUGCGGCUGCUUCCAGUGCCUUCUUCUGGAAGGACUCGAUUGAGAAGUUCAAAGAGCUUCUGAUCCGCUGGAUUGUAUACUGCCACAUUGCUUUCUUUCAGUUGGAAAAUCAGUAUUUUCGUGAACUUCUCUUCUUUCUGAAUCCAGCACUGAUGAACCACCUCCCGAAGGCAGCGAGAACCAUUCGAAGCUGGGUGAUGACUGCCUUCAUGUCGAAGAAGGAGCAGCUCAGGGAGGAUCUACAACAUUCGAAGAGUAGAAUAUCGAUAUCAUUUGAUCUUUGGACUUCGCCAAACCCGUACGCUAUUCUAGGCGUCGUCGCCAUGUGGAUUGAUGCUGCCGGCAAGCGAAGAUCCACCGUUUUGGGCAUGCGCCGCGUCUACGGUGAACACACUGGCGAGAAUGUUGGAUCAAUUGUUCUUGAAUUGCUAAAAGAAUACAACAUCGGCGGAGACUCAAUUGGAUACUUCAUGCUAGAUAAUGCCUCGUCAAACGACACCGCUGUUGACCUCAUACUCAAGGAGCUCUGCCCGUGGAUGGAUGCGAAACAGCGUCGUCAUCGCCGGCUUCGCUGCUUGGGCCAUAUAAUCAACCUUGGGCCGGAACUGCGAGAAAUACCUGGCAAAGCUGGAAAAGCACCAUUUACGCGGAGACUAUGCAAAGGUAGAGGAGCUCUGGAAGAAAUUUGGAUGUUUGGGUCGGCUUCACAACCUAGUGCGAUACAUACGGCUUACGCCUCAGCGUCGUGA